This is a messenger RNA of Brassica napus (rape), 5424 nucleotides long. Its product is annotated as ethylene-responsive transcription factor LEP-like. The transcript has a single exon. Gene Ontology annotation, biological process: regulation of DNA-templated transcription. Gene Ontology annotation, molecular function: DNA-binding transcription factor activity; DNA binding. Lineage: Eukaryota; Viridiplantae; Streptophyta; Magnoliopsida; Brassicales; Brassicaceae. The coding region runs from base 4518 to 5153 and encodes 211 amino acids. The record is from RefSeq and is a predicted model, not a curated record.
CGUGUCUAUGUGUUAGCUCGCUUUCCUGUGGCUCUUCUUGCUUCCCUUUUAUUCCGCUACUUACCAAAAAAAUUUGAAUGGUUGGUUUUAUUGAAUUUACGUAUAUUCGCACCAACAAGUCGUAUUCAUUUCUAUGUUCGUAUUUAUUAUUUAUUCUAUGUAUAAAUCAAAAGAUUUUACGUACAGCUACUCGUCAGUUUCUAGGGGUUAGUUGUAUAGCUUCUUUUACUUCUCACACCCCUCACGACUCACGUGCAUACUUAACUCCAUCGUUAACCAAAUUUUCUUCUUCAGUUUCCUUCUAAUCCUAUAACUAACUAAUUAAAUAACUAGUCUUACAUCGUUUAGCAAAAAAAAAAACUAGUCUUACAUUUAGGUACGCCUCGUUUUUCGUUUUCCAAACAACGCAAGAUUCAUUUGUUUUGCUUUUUUUUUUUUUUUUCUGUCAUUAAGUAUAUAUAUGCUUGUGACACCUUUGUUUAGUACUCAGUACUCACUAUUCACUACCGUCACUGUUGUUUUACCGGCCACAAACAUGAUUAGCAACAUGAUUAGGUAUUCAUGUUUAGAUAUUUUUGUUGGAAACGAUAAUAGCAUCGACCCAUAAUAGAAGGUGGGCCCUUGAACUUGACUCUGACACCAUAUGGGGUUAUGGACAAUAUUAUGGACGUGGGCCAUUAUAAGCUAGAAGUCACGAGAACCUGAGUGUGUUUCCUCAAUGGUAAGUAGGCACUCCAGAGCGCUUGUUAUAAUCAUUCGAACCAAAAGCUCGCGCUUACCGAAAUAUAGCUCUGCCUGCCGUAACCAGGGACGGCCAAAACGAUGGUAUUUGAGCGUGUGUCGGCCUGAGGCAUGUUUCUUGCGUACACGCAUGUGUCUUUAUCUUAUAUUUAGUCUUUAAGGUUUUGUAUGGUUACGUACUCUUGUUUGUUUAAUAUUUUUAAAGUUACGUACUAUAUAUUUACGUCUUGUAUAUUAGUAUAUACUAUGAUCUUCUUUUUUUUGUUAGCCUUUUCGGUUUUUAUUAGAUUUUGGUGAUGAUUUCCCCACCAGGUUAUACCUUCUAGAUAACAUUUCAUAUCGAUUACAAAAAGAGGAAGUUUUUCGAGAUUAUAUAUAAUCUUUGGAUAUGAAUGAAGGAGUCCCACUCCUUUUUAUAAUUGUUUUGUUUUACCUUUUAUUUCCAGGUUAGUUGGUUACCCUUUUCCAUGGGUUUUUUCCCUCUCUUUUAAUAGAUUAGAUGUGAUUUUGUAGUUUGCCCUUUCUAUUUUUAAUACUUUUUAAAGUUUAUAAAUGGCCGACAAACAAAAAGUAUAUAAAUGCAUAUCUUGAAAACACCGUAGGUUGUCUUAUGUAUGUGGGCCUACAAAGCCCAAUCCAUUGCAGUCCGUAUUGUACAAGAAUUAACAAGUGAAUCGGUGGGCUUCAGAAUCAAGGCAGGCUUGUUAGUCAAGGCUCUGCUUCUGAUAUACAUUCUGCUUCUGUUGCCAACCAAGGUACUAACUUCAGGUCUGAACAAUUUUGUUUCGUUAAAGUACUAUUACACUUGGAAAUACUCUCAACUCUUAUGCCUUAUCUGGUUCUUAUUAUCGGACCUGAAGAGCAAUGGAUGUGAGUCUGCAUGUUGAUCAGCCAACAAGUUAUACUCUUUCCAAGCUGCGUGUGGAUGAAGUAUUUUGAGUAAAUUUUCUCUUUCCAAGUGGUUCCGUUGUGAAACAUGAAACGAGCCAGGAACUAGUGAAGCUGAGCGGUCAUUCGCCAACUUGCAGGAUCUAAUGGAGCAAUACAAUUCAGAAAAGCUUCAAUUGGAGAGUAUAUCAGGGAAACAUGUACAAGUGUUGAGUGCAUUUAUGAGUUCAUACGAUCAACUAAGGCUUACUUCAUGAGAAAACUGGCCAUCUCAGGAAAUUAUUAAAUGAAGCAGAGAAAGAGAUGGCUUAUUGUGAGGCUGAAACAGUAGAAUUGAAAGCAAGUAGUAGUGCUAUUGUAAGUGUAACCACUGGUUAAUUAAACUCAUCUUAAUUAACUCAUUAGUUUCAACACUACACUGCCGCGUCAGGAUAACUUUUGUAUAGACUAGUUGGACGAUUAAUUGAUCGGUGGCUGCAAACCUCGUGCCCGUAAACUUCUCUUAUGCAUCACUUUCAGGUUUAGAUUAGCCAAAAUCAGACUCCCCUUAUUUAAAAAAAAAAACUUUUUAGUGUGUUAUUACAUAAUGCGCUCAUCACAUGGUCAUUUGAUUAAAAGAGUAAUUAGAUUAAAACAAGACAAAACAUAUUUGUGUUGCCAAUAAUUAGAAAAAGGGAUUAAUUAUGUUAAGCGUCCAAGAGAAUGCCUUUCCACGUUGGGGGCACAUGCGUUCUCUUCUUUCUUCCCUUUUGUUCUUCUACCAAAACAAACACCAUUAUAGGCCCAAAUCCACAGAUAACCUACCAAAAUAUUUACAUCAAAAUAGUUCGACGUGAGUAAGAGAAAUGCAAGUGGUUCUACAUUUGAGAUUAGAACCAUAGAAUAAAACGUCCUGCCAACUGUUCCGAUAAAAAAAUAUGGAAUACGUUCUGAAAUUACAUAAAAUGGUCCGAGAAAAAUGGCAGUGAUCGACCAGAAGAGCUUAGUUGCCGGUUCAUUUGAUAGUAUUCUUGACCAAAACCCUAUAUAGGUUUGUAUAAAUCUUGUCUAUUACAUUGUAUAUAUUUGUUCCAUGUACUCAUAUUCGAAAAAGAAAAAUAGUAAAAGGAUAAGAGGAUAAAAUCAAGAGACAAUAGAGAAUGGAAGAGGAUUAACGUAAAAUGAAAACAAGAUUCAAUGCAUCGAAGAUUGGAAUAAGAAUAUAAACUAAACGAGAAAAUUUAGAGUAGGUCAAAAGGGGGGAACAUAAAAUUAUAGGACUUGUUUUCUCCAAUGAAUUAAGACUAGAGAUGAAAUUAGAAAAGCAUAAAAGAUUGCUCACAUGCAACCCAAAAUUCCUUUGUCCUCAAUAAUGCAUGUUUACAAACAAAUUUGUUUUAGAAUAUAGUAUUAGACAUCAAUUUUAAGAAUAUAGUAUUAGAGAAACGAAUUUAAAUGGUGUUUUGGUAAGAAUAUAUAUUGAGAAACUGAAUUUAGGAAGAUGUUGUAUACUAUAAUAGCCAAGCUGACAAGCAUAUGUGAUCAAGAAGAAAUAAAAACGAUAAGGAAAUACAUAGAUGCCCUUGGGAUUAGAAUAUGGAAGACGAACAAAGGCUGUGGCAGUAUUCUUUGAAGUUGCAUCCUAUAAAAUUGAAAGCACAUGCAUUAGCGUAUUUUGUAUUUGUGUGUUCGAUUAUUCUCUAGUUAAUUAACAACCACUUUUGGUGCACACGUUCUGAUUAUUGUACAUAUAGACUAAUGGGGAGUAUAUAUUAUAGUAUAAAAGAGUAAGAAAUAUACGAUCCAUUACCACCGUCCCUAACGUUGGUCGUAUAGCCAAACAUAAAUGGUCUUUGGUCUUCUGACACAAAGUAAGAUCGUACAAGAAAUUCUACUACUUGAUUCCUCAGAUACUCAUAUCAUAAUAAGAUCUCUAUGAGAUUUCAGCAUAUGUCGCCAUUUGUGUAGGUCAAAAGUCAAAACAUAGGUGGUUGUUUUUCAAGAUUAAUACACGUACAUAUAAUGGAUGCUUACGCAAUUACUUCAUCCUCAUAAUUAAGUCGACUACCAUCCAUCAUGCGGCCAUCAUUGCACUCUUUCUUUCCCAAUUAUUAAUACCAAACUCAUUGCUUUUAUGUGUUGUAUGAUUGAUAAGAACGAAAUUGUUUAUGUUUCAUAUGUAUAUGAAAUUAUCGCAGUUCAUGAACAUUCCAUCGUUUAAAUUUGGACCAUCACAUGCAAUAGUAUUUGGACUCGUUAUACAAGAUAUAUUCUCCUUUUAAUAGUUUUUCUAUUACGUAAUUUCACUAUAAUUUUUUUAUCAAUUGGGUCAUUAGAAUCUAAGGUAACAUGCUAAUCAUGGGUCUUAUCAUUCCUCAUCCUUUAUUUUCAGCUUAUUAUUUGUUGAUGAAUGAUGAGUCUAUCUAGUUAUAUCUGGCAUCUUGUUUUAAGUAUUUAUUUUGAUGAUCCUCUCCUCGUUAAUUGUUCACUCUCGUUUCUAAAAUACUUUUGUGAAUGACAAAAUCAGACCGAUCUAUGCUUUAGAUUUGAGCAGGACCAUAUGUAUGCAAUUCACUAGUGUAGUACAACCUUUGAGGUAUGCAUGAAACAUGCUACCAAGUGGAAAAUGAAUCAUUGCUAAUUAUAUAUAUAUUUGAUUGAUUGAUAAUUGGUAUAUCAUGGGCACAAUUGACUCAACGCAGAGCUAUUUUUAAAUGAUUUAUAAAGAUUUCAAAUAUUAAAGAAAAUGAAAAGAGAGAGAAAAGAAAGGUGUAACUCUUAUAUAAAGGGAUCGUGGAAGGGAUACUUUUCCAAGACCAACACACAUUCCUUUUCACUUUGUUCUUCUCCUCCAACUAGCGAAAAAGAUAUAGAAAACAUUUGUUUAUCCUCAUAGAGAAAUAAGAAGGAUGAACACAACAUCGUCCAAGAGCAAGAAGAAGCAAGAAGAGGGUGGUGCGAGGUUUCUUGGGGUGAGAAGGAGACCUUGGGGAAGAUACGCGGCUGAGAUUAGAGACCCAACAACCAAGGAGCGUCACUGGCUUGGCACGUUUGAUACGGCCGAGGAAGCUGCCUUGGCCUACGAUAGAGCCGCUCGGUCCAUGCGUGGCACUCGUGCCCGAACCAACUUCGUUUACUCAGACAUGCCUCCUUCAUCCUCCGUCACCUCUAUUAUUUCUCCUGAUGAUCCGCCUCCACCUCCACCUCCUGCUGCAGAUGCUCCUCCUUGUUCUAAUGAUCCUGUCGAUUACAUGAUGAUGUUUAACCAAUAUUCAUCAACAGAUUCGCCAAUGCUGCAGCCUUACUCUGAUCAAGUGGACAGCAGUUACAUGUUUGGUGGCUCAUCUUCUUGUUAUUCUAACAGCAGCAGCGAGUUGCCUCCUCUGCCAAGCGACUUGUCAAAUUCUUGUUAUAGCCAACCACAGUGGAGCGUUGACGACUACUCGACCGCUACCUAUUUCGAGGGUGACUACGUCCAUAGUCCAAUGUUCAGCACAAUGCCUCCGGUUUCUGACUCUUUCAACCACUUCGGCUCCUAUAAUUAACAUAUAUUCUCAUCCAUAUUUAAUUGUUUUCUCAUUUGUAUUUUUGUUUUGGAUUUCAGUAUGUUUCGCCGUCCUUGGUCUAUGAUCAAAGUGAUUGUUUGUCUUAUUUUUGAAUAAAUAAAUUAUUUUUCUCUUUUGUAUCUUAACCAAUGAAAACAAACAUCUCCUUUGUGUCCAUUCACAAAUUCUCACAUAAUAUUCGCUAUGGGCCUGUGAACUCAAAAGCCCAUUCAUGGAUACUUGAUGGGCUGUGGCAUGUUUGGUUUCUUAU